AUGGUAGCCCGUUGUGCCACUUUCCCUAUCCUUGUAACUCUCUUACUCUUCCGUGUUGCACAUUCCAUCCGCUGCCAGCACAGCAAGCACUGCACAACUGAUGAUCCCAAACUUCUAGGCUUAUGCGCCCCACGCCAUCGCGUGUGCUUCACCAUUCCGCAUCCAGCUCGUCACAUUACCGACGACGACGAUCACGACGACGAAGACGCCCCGUUGUUUGUCUCCUUGUCCGAAUUGAUCGAGGAAGCUAACGCUGACAAACUUUCCGUCGCUGCCAAACGCGACGUUAUCGACGCUGUCAAAACCAUCUACAUGGACGUCAACCCGCACCGAUUUCUACAUGAAAACCUCCUCAAGAUCGAUUUUCCGGCCGCGCUGGACAGCAUUGACAUCACCGAAGAAAUGACCAAUGUCGAGUUUCAUGAGAACAUGAUGAAUGCCUUUCAACUCAUGGAUGACUAUCAUUCAGUAUUUCUCGCGCCGGAACCGUUGAGAACUUCCGUCGCCACGCUUGGCUUCGCCGUCGCCAAGUUUUUCGAGGAAGGAUCCAGGCAACGACAGUAUAUCGUCAAUGAUUUGCUCGCAGAGCUCAUACCAUCCAAUUCUUCCUUUGGUAUCGGAUCAGAGCUACUCCUUAUCGAUGGUGUGCCCAUCGACAAGUAUGUUCUCACUCUCGGUAAGAAUUCUUCUGCCUCCAACCUAGCAGCCCAGAUCGAUUCUGGCAUUUUUCUGGUGUCCUUCCGAACUCUAGCGUUCGAUCCUAUUCCUUUCAGUUCAACUGUCGAUAUAGUUUAUCUGACAACAGAGGGAAUCAGGAAAUCGAUCACGCUCCCAUGGUUCUUUACCAAACUUUACACCCAAGAGGCCGCGGACACCAUGUCCCAUGCAGUGCAUCCUGCUGCAUAUCAACCACUGCAUGGAAGGCCCAAUCGUGUGGUUUUCUCCGAAGCGGACAAGCGCAAGUUGUACGAAGAAGUUACCGCAGAGCCGUUAGACAUCACUACGCGAGUCAUCGAGAACGGCCGUGUGCCAAUCGAGGUUUCAUCCGAGUUCACUGAGCGCUUCACCGCAGAAGUGAUUCUAACCAAAUCCGGUCCGAUCGGUCGAUUUGUAAUACCAGAUUUCGGAGCUAGUGUGUCAUUGGAGCUAGCUCUGGAAAUUGCUCGCAUCCUGCGCCUCAUGCCCCUCAACGGAUUGAUCAUGGAUCUUCGAUCCAAUGCAGGGGGAGAUGGGGACUACGUCAAGUUGCUCGCUGAAUCGCUAGUAAGCGAGACCGUGCCGCCUAACCCAAAUACACUCCGAGUGUCCCAGUUUCUGCAAGACCUGUUGCUGUCGGCAGACACGAAAAAUGUGACCGCGGAGGAACUUAUUCUGCUUCCCGCGGUCAUCCGCGCGCUAAACACAUCACUUGCUAUUGGUGAGCAGUUCACAGGUCCAACUGUUGACAUAUAUUCUUCAGAGUUCAGGGAACGAUUUGCUCCUCGGGCGUACUUUGGCCCUGUGCUAACCCUGGUGGAUGGAAUAUGCUACUCUGCCGGGGAUUUAUAUACGUCCUUGCAAAAAGACUAUGGGUUUUCGCGUGUAGUCGGUGUAUCGGACAACGUUGGAGCUGGGGGCGCUUCCGUUUAUCGAUACUCUCAACUUGCUGAGUUAUUCCCGCAAAAGAUAAAGAAGGUGGAAUCUGAGUUCACUAUGGCAUAUGUGCGCUUCUUCCGAAGCGGGACGAGUAAAGGUGCCAUAAUAGAAAACUUCGGAAUUAAGCCAGAUGUGCGGUACUAUCCGACCCGAAAUGAUGCCUUCUCGGAUGACUGUGACUUGUACGAGUUUUUGGGUAGCAUGUUGAAGGAUAUGAGAGAAGAAAAAGACGGGACCAAAAUCGAACGGGAGGAGUUCGACGCCACGUCUGAGGAAGAGCCAAUGCCAGAAGAAGGGCUAACGCUAGAGGAAGGGCCAACACCAGAGGAAUAGGCGAUGCCAGAAGCUUUUGAUUAAGAGAACGACGGGCAACUAGAAAAAGCAAAUGCUAUCUAUCCUAGGCAGUACACAGCUUGAAGGAAAGACAUACUCUAAUAGUAGCAUUAGUAUGACAUACUUUGUGCAGAAGAAAGCGAGUUGCUCGGGAUGGCGCUAACCCGGAGGAAACAAGUGAUGACAAGUAUAAUGGAUAGUUAGUUAAAAACAUAUUCGUGUUGAAGGUAGAGCAACACGGCU
Molecule: messenger RNA, 2211 nt
Organism: Chondrus crispus (carragheen)
Lineage: Eukaryota; Rhodophyta; Florideophyceae; Gigartinales; Gigartinaceae
Exons: 2
Coding region: 1-1968 (655 amino acids)
Biological process (GO): proteolysis
Molecular function (GO): serine-type peptidase activity; endopeptidase activity
Source: RefSeq, a predicted model, not a curated record